Camellia sinensis is the source of this 363-nucleotide messenger RNA. The record is from RefSeq and is a predicted model, not a curated record. NCBI's taxonomy places the organism in Eukaryota, Viridiplantae, Streptophyta, Magnoliopsida, Ericales, Theaceae.
AUGGUUUGUUCAUCAUCAAGUAAGGGUAUUAAGGAGAAAGAGGAGAGGCCACAUGUUUUAGCUGUUGAUGACAGUUUGGUUGAUAGAAAACUCAUUGAAAGGCUUCUCACCAACUAUGCAUGCAAAGAAUCAUCGGACUUGAAAGAGAUACCAGUAGUGAUAGUGUCAUCUAAGAAUGUCUCGACUCGAAUCAAGAAAUGCUUGGAAGAAGGAGCUCAGGAGUUCAUGCUGAAACCUCUCCAACAAUCAGAUGUGAAGAAGUUGAGAUGUCACAUGAUGAAAUUUAGAAAACCUUCUAGUGGGAGGCUAUGCAUGGGAAGGCUCUUAUGUAUAUUGAAAGAUGAACAAUCAAUGGCUAAGUGA